AUGGAAACAGUUUCUUAACAAAUAAAACAACUGAAUCAGAAAAAUUAAGAACUCUCUGUCUUAGAAAACAGAAUAGUUUAAUUGAAAUAGUAAUUGAAUUUACAAUAAGCAAACAAUAAUAUCUUAAAGACUAAAGUCGAGAAGAUAGUCCAAUCUAAAAAAUAAAAGUUUUAUGAUUAAAUGAAGGUAAACUCAUUAUUAGAGAAUUUAGCUGAAACAAAUUCUUCAAGAUAGUACUGUAAAUAAUGACGGAGCUUAAUAUAUGAUUCAAAGAAAUAAAGCUUUAUUAAAUGAAGAACUAAGAUAAACUAAAUAGGAUAUGUUGGAAGAAAAGUAUCUAUAAACUUAAUAGAUGAAAUAAAAAUUAGAUUUGGAUAUGCUUUUAAAUUAAAAGAAAAGAGAUCAAUAACUCUUAGAAAAACAGUAAUAAUAUGCAAAAGUACUCUAAUCAUUUUAUCUAAUAGAUAUCAGAGUGGGAAUUUAAUCUUAAAUUAGACUUAAAAUAAAGAUAAAUUGAUAAAAUUGAAAGAAUUAGAUCAGAAGAAAAAGAGUUUAAAGAAUAAUUAGCCAAACGAAUUUAAGAAUAACAAUAGUUAUGUGAUUAAUUAGCAAAUGAAGAAUAAUAAUUUUUGAGGUAAUAUUUUUCAUUACACUUAAUGAAGCAAAUUAAAAAAUUCACAAUAGUUUGGAAAUUCUCUAAAGAAUGAUCUAACAACUGCUAUGAAUUUAAGUAUAAAGGAGUAUAAAAAUAAUAUGUCUGUGUCAAUUCCUACUCAUAUUAAAUCAUAUAGCUAAUCUAAAUUACCAAAGGAACAAUAAAAUAGUCCUUAUGCCUAAUUACCUACAAUACUUAUGAUGAAAAUGAGUGGAUAAAUUAAUAAGAGUGGGAAUGCUUCUUUUCGUGAAUCUAUAAUGAAAGGUUAUCAAUUUUCUUUACCUUCUCUUUGUAAGCCUUCCUUUACUGAAUAAUAAUAAUAAGUUGAUCGUCUUUAUCAAUCCAAAAAAGUGAAAAAUAGCAAAUCAGAUUUAUAGUAGAUAUUGAAUUAUUGUGAUUCUACAGGUAAAAUAGAAUAGAAAUAAAAAUAUCGAGUAAAUUAAAGUGAAUUAAUAAAAAAAUAAAUGAGUAAUUAAUCAAUAAAGGAAAAUAAUUAAAUUUAAUAAGAGUACGAAUAAAAUAAAUAACAAUCAUCAGAACAAAUAAAAUAUAAUAAUAAUGAUGAAGAAGUAUCAAAUCAGAAUUAAUAAGAAGAAUAAUAAUGA
Paramecium primaurelia is the source of this 1260-nucleotide messenger RNA. NCBI's taxonomy places the organism in Eukaryota, Ciliophora, Oligohymenophorea, Peniculida, Parameciidae. The record is from the annotation of a GenBank genome assembly.